UGGUACAGUCACAAAUGUGUAGGGUCCUUUGCUUCCCCCUGCUGACACCCUGCAACGGCACAGGGUGGGCUGUGGCUCCAGCCAGCCGUGGGAGUGGGGAAACUAAUGAGGAUGGGCUUUGUUGGCAAGAGCUCUGUCAUCCCGCAGCUCCCCCGGUGCUGCUGCCGAGAGGUGUGUGAGCGGGCGGACAGGAGCAAUAAAAGCAGCUGAGUCCCCCCUGCACCUCAUCACCUGCGUGCCAAGCACAGCUCUGGGGUCCCACUGGAGAGGACGCGCCCAGACGGCUCUCUCUGAAGGCUGGAUUUUGUGGUUCCUCUGCCUAGUCUCCCAGACACACAGGUGAACGGAUUUGGCACCCCUGGCACUCUCAGAUACCCGAAAAGGCUCUUCACAAUGACUGCUGGCCUGGAGAAAGUCUGCCACCGGUGCAUAUCGAAAAUUGCCAGCAAUGCAUGCUUUAUAUUUGCGCUCCUUGCUUUCCUUGCCUUACCACUGUCCAUGACUUUUAUAGGAAUGAAGUUUUUGGAAGAUUGCCCAGUUCAGCCACUAAUUCCAUUAUAUCUGUUGGUGGGUGGCGUGAUUGGCAGCUUAAAGGUGACCCUCCUGCUGUACGACUCAACCAGGAUGAGGCAGCUGCUUUCCAAGUCUGUUGUGAUUGAUGACGAUGACGAUGAUGAAUAUCCCUGGAGGCAGAAUGCUCACAAGUACUACAUCCAUCUAACCCUCAGCCUUUUCCUCUUUGUUUGGUUCAUUCUUGGGAACUACUGGGUUUUUUCUGUGUACCUGCCAAACUUCAUCCCCCCUUUCCAUCAGCCGCAAGAUUACUGUGACAAAACCCUGUACAUUUUUGCUGUUGGUGUUCUCAUCAUUAGCCAUACUGUUCUAUUUCUCCUUAUCUUUUGUAGCUGCUGCAUAUAUUGUUUUUCCAGGCAAAGAUACUCUUCUGAGGAAGACUAAAUGCCGCACAAGUAAAGCCCCAGAUGUUCAAGAAAGAGAGUAUAACAAAGAAUAGGCAAUAAUUCACCCUUGUGUACAUCUUUGUUGUACUAUAUAUAUGUACGAUAGCAGUCAACUGCAAGAGGAAAUUGUAAAAUACCAUGCCAUCUGGGAAAAGCUAUGCUGGAAUUCAGCAUAGUCAAUGUAAAAUUGCUGCUAUGAAUGGCAGGGUGCACUCCUGCUGACUUCUACAUCCCUUUUUUAACUCUUGGAUAGUC
Molecule: messenger RNA, 1214 nt
Organism: Neopsephotus bourkii (Bourke's parrot)
Lineage: Eukaryota; Metazoa; Chordata; Aves; Psittaciformes; Psittacidae
Gene: TMEM272
Product: transmembrane protein 272
Exons: 5
Coding region: 394-957 (187 amino acids)
Source: RefSeq, a predicted model, not a curated record